AUGGCCCCGCAGCAGGGGCGGCCCGCGCUGCCCGGCCGCUGCGAGCCUCUGCCCGCGCCGCCUGUGCCGCCUCGCCGGGAACGCGGGGGGCGCGGGGCGCGCGGGCCCGGGGCGCCGGGGGGCCGGGGGCGUGCGGGCGGCGCCGAGGGGCGUAGCGUCAAAUGCGUGCUGGUCGGAGACGGCGCGGUGGGCAAGACCAGCCUGGUGGUGAGCUACACCACCAACGGCUACCCCACCGAGUACAUCCCCACCGCCUUCGACAACUUCUCGGCUGUGGUGUCAGUGGACGGGCGGCCUGUGAGACUCCAGCUCUGUGACACAGCAGGACAGGAUGAGUUUGACAAGCUGAGACCCCUGUGCUACACCAAUGCUGACAUCUUCCUGCUCUGCUUCAGCGUGGUGAGCCCCACCUCUUUCCAGAAUGUCAACGAGAAGUGGGUGCCUGAGAUCCGGUGCCACUGCCCCAAAGUGCCCAUCAUCCUGGUGGGGACACAGUCAGACCUCAGAGAAGAUGUCAAAGUGCUCAUUGAGCUGGACAAAGGCAGGGAGAAGCCUGUGCCUGAGGAGGCAGCCAAGCUGUGUGCAGAGGAAAUCAAAGCCGCCUCCUAUGUGGAAUGCUCGGCCUUGACUCAGAAAAACCUCAAGGAGGUCUUUGAUGCCGCCAUCAUGGCUGGGAUCCAGCAUGCAGACUCCCAGCAGCAGCCCAGGAAGUGUAAGAGCAGGACUCCGGACAAAGUGAGGGACUUGUCCAGGUCCUGGUGGAGGAAGUCCUGCUGCCUGGCCUGAGGCAGCCACGCGACCAAGCCCAUGCCUGACGACUCAUUUCAGAGCCCCCAGGUGGCCCAUCCUCUGCCCUGGCUUUAGUUUCCUGUCUGUUUACUUCUGAUGUGAGAUAAGUAAGUUAAGGAAGUUGUAAUUUAAGAAUGUUCUGUAACUGGAAGUUUAGAGCUCUCAGCCUCUGGAUUAAUUUAUGUCUGAUAUGAAAAAGGCUCAAGUCUGCUGUCAGGAUCAAGAGUUUGCUAUUUCACGGUGUCAGCAGGAUGGACAGGGACGAUGGCUGCGCCCCUCUUGGGGAUGGGGGGUGCUGCCAGGGCCUGGGCUUCACCGCAUGUCAGCCCUGGUGGGAACAGUGCUUCCGGAGACCAAGUGAACACUGCUUUCAAUAAGAGGAAAGAUCUGGGAAAUAAUGGGCACCUCUGCCACAACAUCUCAAGCCAUCUCUGGCCAUUGAGUGAUGCUCAGCUGCUUGAGAUUUUAAAGAACCAGCACAGUAUAGACGGAAGGACAGUGUGCAUGGUGUUUCAGAUGCGCAGGCCAGUCUUGCCCAUGCCUAGCACGCACCACCGAAUGCCCUGAGCAGCCAUGGGGGCCAGUGCCCAUCUCCCCCAGGGAUCAAUGGCCGGAGGUCACAGUGGUGCUCCGGGCCCUCAGGACGGGCCUCGCACCACACCAUCCAGUGUGGCAACCAAGCAGAGGGUCUUAGCUUCCACACUGUCACCACCCUCUGCAGGAAAGCAGACCCCUGAAAGGCCAGUGCAGAUUCUGUGGGACCCAGUGAUCCUUCUUUCCUAGGUCCUUCUCUGUGCAUACACAUGUGCAGGCAGCUAUGUUUGUUGAGGGUUCAGACUUUAAAUGUUAGUGGGAAGCAGAUUAGGUGACUCGGGACCCUUGUCUCUGCUUCUGUGAACAGAUACUGUAUCAUACCCUUGGGGUGAUUUUAAGUGUAUCUUAAUGUAAACAAGCUUGAGACCACUUUAAAACAAAACUAAGGAGAAGGUCUCUUGAGAGCUGCUAGAACAACCAGCCAGGUGUCCAGUGGCUUCCAGCCCGAGGGGGCCAGGUCUGUACAGGACCACUUGGUCACUUCCUGGCUGGGGAUGACAGGCGCCACACAUGCAUAUGUUCUUCAGGGGAUCUUAAAGCCCACCCUCCUGAAGGCAAGCAUCCUCUAAUACUGCAGCAGCGUGGUCUGAGAGGCCACAGGCAGCCAGGCCCAAAUCCUGGCACAAGGCAACCCCAGACCACUUCAGGAGGCAGCUGGGGAUACCUCCUGAGAACCCAAUGUGACAGUCCUGGUGCUCUGUGUUCUUUUUUAUGUUUUUAAAAAAAAAAAUCUAGUUUGUAUUUUUCUAUAGAAAACAGUGAAGGGUCAUUCCAUACUUUAGGUUAGGGGCUUCCUUAUUCCUGCUAGUGAGAUGAAAGAAUUUCUUUGUUUAACAAAGGUUAAUCUUUAAACCACUAAAUGCAUAGACUUUACUAUUGAUUUUUCAACACGUUGACGUUGGCAUCGUCAUAGUUUCCUGAAGCAUUUUGUUCCAACCUGAGCAAACGAAGUUGCUUCACUGAGGUGCUGGGGCUGACACCUGUUGCAGCCUCUGUGCUGCCCAGCACUCUGCAGCCCUGGUGCCGGGUGGGCAGGGCUGAGCCCUGAGCUGGUGGGUGACGUUAAACAGGAAGUGAGUGCAGCGGACAGUGAGCAUCAGGACUGGACCCCUUGCACCCAAAUGGAAGUGGGGAGCAGAGGAUGCCCAUGGUGCCAGUGUGGUCAGGGCUCUAUGCCUGGACCUUCAGUGCAGCAGGGUUGAGCAGGCUGCUGCACAGGUCAGAGUGUGGGUACAGCUGUGCUCGAGGUUGUCCUGUGUGUCUGUGAAAUGGGGUUUAGGCUGAGCAUUUUUUAAAGCAUGUGCUGGAGUUAAUACAGAGUCUACUUCAGAGCCUCAGGCUGAGGAGCAGCUUGGUUUGCAGAGAGGGUUCUGGACGUGUGCUGGAGAGCAUCUCUUCAGCCUGUCCCCACAGUCCAGGAUGGCAUCCUGGCCUAACCCUGUACCCAGCCCCAGACCUGUCAUCUCUUCCCACCAUGAGCACAUAAGGAGGCCUUUUAUAACAUAUUCUGUGCUUGGCAGCCUUAGGAAGGACCACCCAGGAACCCCAAGCCAAAGUGGGUGCAGGUCUUCUCCAGACAGGCCCACCUUGUGCCUGGCCACUCUGUGCCCUCCUUCUCCAGGGAUCAGGGACACUGGCAGACUUGUACUUGAACGUGUUGUAAAUGAGGUGGUGUGAAAUAAAUUCUGACCUGA
Molecule: messenger RNA, 3077 nt
Organism: Marmota flaviventris (yellow-bellied marmot)
Lineage: Eukaryota; Metazoa; Chordata; Mammalia; Rodentia; Sciuridae
Gene: Rhou
Product: ras homolog family member U
Biological process (GO): small GTPase-mediated signal transduction
Molecular function (GO): GTPase activity; GTP binding
Source: RefSeq, a predicted model, not a curated record